AUGAGUACAUUGAGCUGGAACUGUCGUGGCUUGGGUAAUCCACAGACAGUUCGAGAGAUUGAGGACGUAGUGUCCCGUAAGAAACCCGACUUUGUAUUUCUGAUGGAAACCAAGGUUAACCGAGAUCAUGCAGAACGACUUCGGGUUAAGCUUGGGUUCGAAGGACUGUUUAAUGUUGAUAAUGAUGGAUUAAGUGGGGGGUUGGCAUUGUUAUGGAGGACGAAUAAUACGGCUAGACUAAUUGGUUAUUCAAAAAAUCAUAUUGAUAUUGAAGUGGAUAUACCAGGGUUUGAUAGAUGGAUGAUGACUGGAUUCUAUGGCUUCCCGAAACGACCACAAAGGAGAGAGCCAUGGGAUCUAAUCCGUUCAUUGGCAAGUAAGUCGGAACUGCCGUGGGUUAUCAUUGGAGAUUUUAAUGAUCUCUUAUUCCAGUGUGAGAAAAGAGGAGGGAACCCCCAUCCAGAUAGCUUACUACGGGGUUUUCGAGAGACUAUUGAGGAGUGUGGUUUGACACAAUUACCAAUGUCUGGAUAUCCCUAUACUUGGGAGAAGGGGAAAGGCACACCGAAUUGGAUAGAAGAACGGUUAGAUAAGGUGCUGGCUACUCAGGCCUGGAGGGAUUUGGUGGCUGAUGCGAAUGUUCAGAAUAUAUUGACCCGAAAAUCGGAUCACUCUUUUCUUUUCCUUGGGAUUCUCAAUCUUCGGGAAAGACGGAGGGGUCUGGGAAGGGGUUUUCGGUUUGAGAUGGCAUGGCUACAUGAUGAAGGAUGCAGAGAUGUGGUGGAGAAUUCGUGGGGUGAAGGAAGAAGUAGGGGACUACAGGAGUGUACCGCAUUUUGUGGAAAUCGGUUAACACGCUGGGGUGGAGACCGAUUCCAUAAAUUUGGUGAAAAAAUAUUGACUCUACGGAAGGAACAGAUGCGUCUAAGGGGAUAUACGGAUCCAGUGUCUCUGGCUGAGUUUCGGAGAUUAGAUGAGUGCUUGACUCGUGUUGAAUUGCAGGAGGAUGCAUACUGGAGGCAGAGGGCCAAACAGCAUUGGCUCAAGGAUGCGGACGCAAACACCAGGUUUUACCACAGCUCAAGUUCUCCUACUGUUAAUGAUGAUUUCUUUGAGAGUAUACAACCGCGAGUAACUGAUGUGCACAAUGCGAGCCUAUUACGCCCUUUUGAGGAGAGUGAGAUUAAAGCGGCUUUGUUUUCAAUGUAUCCGGAUAAAGCUCCGGGACCGGAUGGGAUGAACCCCGGGGUUUAUAAGCAUUUUUGGGAUGUAGUGGGGUCUGAUGUUUCUUCUUUUAUCGUGAAUUGCCUGAAUAAUUGCUCAUUACCGGAUAAAUUGAAUGAGACGAACAUUAUUUUGAUCCCAAAAAAGAAGACCCCGGAAAUGGUUUCUGACUAUAGGCCAAUUGCUCUGAGUAAUGUCGUCUACAGAGUUAUGGCGAAAGUUAUUACGGCCAGGAUGAAACCAUUGAUGGAGAAUAUUAUAUCUGAGACUCAGAGUGCGUUUAUUUCUGAAAGACUUAUUACAGAUAAUAUCUUGAUAGCUGCAGAAGUUGACCACUAUUUAAACAGAAAGCAAUGUGGACUAGCUGGCUGA
This is a messenger RNA of Ipomoea nil (Japanese morning glory), 1596 nucleotides long. RefSeq lists its product as uncharacterized. Lineage: Eukaryota; Viridiplantae; Streptophyta; Magnoliopsida; Solanales; Convolvulaceae. Gene Ontology annotation, molecular function: catalytic activity. The transcript is spliced from 2 exons. The coding region runs from base 1 to 1596 and encodes 531 amino acids. The record is from RefSeq and is a predicted model, not a curated record.